AUUUGUGCUCGAUGAGCAGAUGUUAUCGUUUGCCCCGAAUGUAAUUUUGCUUUUGUUUUGUACUGAGAAGGAAAUCAAUCAUCUUGAGACCGACGCUCGUUAGCAACAUUUCCGGGUGUUCCCGAAUGCAACACGGCCCCCCCUCCGGCGGUUGUGAGCCAAUCAGAAGCGAGAAAGCGAUUUCUGUUGGAGAUGACCGCAAAACUGCCGAGCGACCGUCUGCCGCCUCUCGCUGCCUCUCGCUCGCUUCUCGACGUCGGCACCGCACGGAGCAACAGGGUCUCACCUCCGCUCCGGUGAGGGGCGCAACAAAAACUCUUGCUUUUCGACUUAUUUGAAGAAAGCUUGUUUUUCUCAUUUGUAUUGUUUCGAUCAGACAGUCAGUCGCGUGGUGGCCAAACGGACCGCCCUUCAUAGAGUAGCUCGCUGGUCAACGUUUGCAUUUUUUUUUAAGUUUGCUUUUAAAGUUACAUUUUGAACACAUAACCUUCCGAGUAAUGUGUCAGCUGGCGUGUUUUGUCUGACAGCUCCCACAUACACAGGCGGCGAGCGACCUUCAUUGCAGCGCUGUCAUUUUGAUGGAGUGAGACGUGGCUUCCGACUGAUUUGGUGAAUCAGCAAUCGCCGUCUUGGCAUCCGCUGCCUGACCUUCAUCGUCGUCGUCAUCCAAGCGCCAAAUGGACGCCAUCGACACCUUACGGAGCUCCGCCCCGGAGACCAAAGCCGAACGGAUCGCCCGCUACAAAGCCGAGCGGAGGCGGGAGCUGGCCGAGCGCUACGGCGCCCCUGACGAAUUCGCCUCCAAGUACGUCCGCAGUCGGGAGAGGAAAAUUGCGGAUUCCUCCGAAACGGCAGCCAAGGAGAAGGAAAAAUGGGAGGACGGCGGGUCGGAGCAAACGUACGCCAGGAGAGGCCCCAAGAGUCAAGUCGAUAUCGAAGCGGAUUGCGGGAUGGAGAAAAGCGCUUUCCUGAAGCGGGGCACUCGCGUGACUUCUGACACAGAAGUUCAGCCUUCCAUCGAGACGUCAACCGAUAUGAGGCAUCUGGGCGCCGAUGACACGGACGAGUCCAAGGUUGACCGCAAGACUUGGGACAGGCCGACUUACACCGCCGAGAUGUCUCGAAAGGAUCAGCGGGACGCAAGCCACGGCCGAGUGAGGCGUCACCGGGUCGACGACGGCGAUGGAGAGGAAACCCCGAGCCGCCAAGAAAUGGAAGAGGAAGACGCCGUUGAGGUGCCUUCGUUGAAGGAGCGGCGCGAAGAAACCAGGACGCCCUCGCUGCAGCGCCAGGACUCCGGGCCAAAAGGCAUCAAGGGAAUCCUGAAGAAAAGCCGCUCCACCAGCGUGGAGUCCGACCAAAGCGAGGGAGCGCCGCUCCCACAGAGCGGCAUCGCGCUCGGUGGCCCCGAGAGCCAAGACGCGGAGGAUCGCGAUCGGCCGGACUCGGAGGAAGAUGCCGACGAGGAGGAACGCGAGCGAGACGACGACGACUCGUUUCCGGACGACGUCGCGGACGGGGGCGACCUCGGCGGCUCGGAGGACAUGCGCAGCCCCUCGCCGGACGAGAGCCUGGACGCGACGUCGUCGGUGUCGGAGGACACCGAGGAGGCGGACAGCUUGGACGGAAGCCAGGGCUCCUCCACCAAACAGAGACUCGCCGAGUUCAGCGCCGGGGACGGCGAAAAGAGGGAAUGGUCAAAGAAGCCCAAACCGUCGGAAGUGAUUCAGACGUCGCUGGCCGAUCGCUUCACCCAGCUCCACCAUGCUGAGAACGCAUGGAAGAAAAAGAAGUCCAGCGUGGAUGCGUCGCCCAAGAUGUCGCUGGCUGAGAGGAUGAAGGUCCUCAAGGACAAAGAGGAGCAGUGGAAGAGCAAGGGCAAAGGAGCGGCCAACGACUCGGUCCAGUUCACCGUCGCCGGACGCAUGGCCAAGAGAGGUCUCGUGUCCGAAACGGGGAAGGGCGAGUCCCGUCUUACUCCCAUGAAGAAGUCCAACGCCGCGCCUGCAAAGCCGCUGGAAGAAAUCUCCAGUCGCUCCGACGUCAAGGUGGAAGGAGACAAAAGGCUGGACAAACUGGAGUCCUUCCUGGACAAACUUCACAGUCAAGGCGCGAGCAAGAGCACCACGUCCACCAUCGAAGUGACGGCAGAGGCCGAGAAGGAAGUGAUGGCCUUGGACGACGACGAGACCUUCGGCAGCUUCUUCGCGUCCGUCUCGCCCUCGGCCCUCCGGGACGUGCUCGUGACCGAGGAGGACCUGAGCCACGUCCAGGCCAACGCGCCCAAGCUCACGUCGGCCGUGGCCCAGCACAGGCGCGCCGUGCGGCCCUACAGGAAGAACCGAGGCUCCAGGAACCCUCUGAGAGCGCUGGCCGCCCGCAACGACAUCCGGCGGGUCUACACCGAACAGAGGCUCAACAUUGCCAAAGUGGAGAGCAAGCGGAUCCAAGUGGAGCGCAUGGCCAAACACUCCAACAUGGCUGACGUGGCCUUGGCGGGCCUGGCCAGCAAGGAGAACUUCCGCAAGGUCAACCUGCGCAGCGUCAAGUCCACCGACGUGGUCACCAACAACAGCGCGCUGCCCUUCAACAAGCUCAUGCUCAUUCGCAUCAAAGGUCGGAGGCACGUGCAGGUGCGCCUGGUGGAGCCCGCGUCCAAGUCCCUCAACAGCGGCGACUGCUUCCUUCUCAUCACGCCCAAGCAUUGUUUCAUGUGGAGCGGCGAGUUCGCCAACGUCAUCGAGAAAGCCAAGGCGGCGGAGAUGGCGUCCUUCGUCCAGGCCAAGCGGGACCUCGGGUGCAAAGCCUGCCAGGUGACGGUGCUGGAGGAGGGCAUCAACGCCGACAGCAAGUGGGCCAAAGACUUCUGGACGCUGCUGGGAGGAAAGAGCCAAUAUCCAGGGGCGGGGGAGCCAGAGGAGGACGAGCUGUACGAGAGCGGCGUGCUGGACUCCAAUGGAGUCUACAGGCUGCAGGGAGACAAACUGGUGCCUCACGAAGACGCGUGGGCCUCCAUCCCAAGUGUCACCUUGCUCGAUUCCAAAGAGGUUUUGGUGUUUGACUUUGGCGGCGAGGUGUACGUGUGGACCGGCAAGGAUGUGCCUUUGGGAGACAGAAAGGUUGCGGUCAAGCUGGGCAAACAGCUCUACGGUGGCAGCUACGACUACAGCAACUGCAGGGUUAACCCUUUAGAUGCCUCCUGCGCCGACAGCGACGUUCCACAGCAAGGAGAGGGCCGCCCAAGCUGGACUCUGUUUGGCCGCCUGUCGGAGCACAAUGAGACGUCGCUGUUCAGAGAGAAGUUCCUGGACUGGGCCGAGAGGGGGAAGGAGGAGGCCGCUGUGACAGAGGAGGUCAAGAGCCCGGUCCACUCCAGCGCCCGCCCCCCGCCCGACCUGGACCUGCAGCCGUGCGACGCCGGCGCCCUGCUGCGCAACGAGCCGCCGCCGGUCAGCACGUUCCUGGAGGGCGUGGACGUCCAGCGGGGCCACGGGGUGGUGAGGACGGAGGACGGCCGGCAGGCCGAGUUGUCCACGGUGGCCGUGGACGCCUGGCAUAUUAAGGAGUACGGCGAGGAGGAGGUGCCGAAGGAGAGCCUGGGGCAGCUCCACCAAGGGGAUGCUUACAUCAUCCGAUGGAAGUACUCCAUCACCACGCUUGUGGGGAAGCGGCAGAAACCCGGAGAGCUGAGUGCCGGCGUCGCGGGCAGGGAGAGGACGGCUUGCUUUUUCUGGCAGGGCCUCCACUCCAGCGUCAGCGAGAAGGGAACCUCGGCGCUCAAGACGGUGGAACUGGGCAGCUUCAGGGGAUCGCAAGUGCUCGUGAGUCAGGGGAAAGAGCCUCCGUGCUUCCUGCAGCUCUUCCAAGGUGGCUUGAUCAUCCACAAGGGCGGCCGCGACGACUCGGUCAACAGAUGGGAACGUUGGCGGUUGUUCUGCGUUCGCGGCGAAGCAGAGGCGGAGGCCACGCUGUUGGAGGUGGAGUGCAACGGCGCCAGCCUGCGCUCGCGGGCCGUCCUCGUCCUGCUCCACGCCCGAGAAGCUCGUCUCUUCGUCUGGCACGGCUGUAAAGCGCACGUCGGUGCCAGGCGGGUGGCCAAAAAGGCCGUGGACCGGCUGAGCCGAGGGUGUCCUUCCGAGUUGGGCCUGAGCGGCGGCAGCGUGAAAGUUGAGGAGGUGGAGGAAGGAAGUGAGCCUGCGGAAUUCAAGAAGGUUCUCGGCUUGCAGGACAGGAAGUCCUACGACUGCAUGCUUCAAGACCCCGGCAAGUACAACCACACCCCUCGGCUGUUCCGGCUGAGCGCCAGCUCGGGCCUGUUCGAAGGCGAGGAGCAGCUGUACGCCGCCAGGGUGACGGAGGGCGUCGCGGCCAUGCCCUUCCUGCAGGAGAACCUCUACUCGGCACAGCAGCCCGCUCUCUUCCUGCUGGACAACCGCAUGGAGGUGUACCUGUGGCAGGGCUGGCAGCCCGAGGAGGAGCGCUGCACGGGCUCGGCAAAGAUGCGCUGGGACAACGAGAGGAAGUGCGCCAUGGAAACCGCGCUGCAGUACUGCCAAGAAAAGAGCUCUCGGCGCCCCCCGCAGGCGUAUCUGGUCACGGCGGGCUGCGAGCCUCUCACCUUUACCAAUAUCUUCCCUUACUGGCAAACGGACCCCAGCGUUGGCUCCAAGACCGAGGGCUCCAAAAACAAAGUGACCUUAGUCAAGGAGGAGCUGUCCAAGCUCAGUAAGCUCCGGUACUCUCUCGAGGAGCUCACCGGGUCGCCCCUGCCCGACGGAGUGGACCCUCUCCGACUGGAGGAUUAUCUCUCCGACCAGGACUUCAAGAAACUCCUGGAGAUGAGUCGGGUGGAGUUCAACGCCUUGCCAAACUGGAAGCAGAAGAACCUGAAGAAAAGCAAGGGUCUCUUCUAAAAAAAA
This is a messenger RNA of Hippocampus comes (tiger tail seahorse), 4919 nucleotides long. RefSeq names its product supervillin-like. The transcript has 30 exons. Gene Ontology annotation, cellular component: actin cytoskeleton; cytoplasm. The record is from RefSeq and is a predicted model, not a curated record. NCBI's taxonomy places the organism in Eukaryota, Metazoa, Chordata, Actinopteri, Syngnathiformes, Syngnathidae. Gene Ontology annotation, molecular function: actin filament binding; phosphatidylinositol-4,5-bisphosphate binding. Bases 678 to 4913 code for a protein of 1411 amino acids. Gene Ontology annotation, biological process: actin filament severing; cytoskeleton organization; barbed-end actin filament capping.